This is a messenger RNA of Esox lucius (northern pike), 5161 nucleotides long. It is a transcript of the gene adam15, whose product is annotated as ADAM metallopeptidase domain 15. The coding region runs from base 1 to 3288 and encodes 1095 amino acids. The record is from RefSeq and is a predicted model, not a curated record. Gene Ontology annotation, cellular component: membrane. Gene Ontology annotation, molecular function: metalloendopeptidase activity; integrin binding. The transcript is spliced from 28 exons. Gene Ontology annotation, biological process: proteolysis; integrin-mediated signaling pathway; innate immune response. Lineage: Eukaryota; Metazoa; Chordata; Actinopteri; Esociformes; Esocidae.
AUGGCCAGCCUGCUGCAGGUCGUCUCUCUGGCUGUGUUCGUCUGUGUGCUUCUAGCCGUCGACAUGGUCCUCUACCACAUCUUUGACAUAAUCCGCAGACACACCUUCACAGAGUUCUCCCUCACCAGUAGACACCAUAUAGACAUUAACGUAGGCGGACAGUCCAUGAUGGCCAAGCUCCUGAGGAAGACCAUCGGGGCCCUCAACUCUUCCUCUAACGUGGACAUGCAGUCCAGUAACCAGCGUAGACUGCCUGCCCCAGCCCAGGGCCAUGACCACAGAAGACUACGUGUGGAGUUCUGUGCCCCUCCUGAUGAUGGCCCUAAUGUGCUGCCUGCAGGUAUACAGCAACCGACUGCGCAGGGUCAUCUCUGCCUUCUACUUCCCCAAGCGGGAGAAGAGGCGUACCCUGUUCCUCUACAACCUGCAGAUCCAAAGACGCAUCUCAUACAUCAAAAGGCAACGGAAACGACUCAUGCAGCUAAGAACAAGACAGAAAACUGUCCAGAGCACCACCCAGGUAGUAGACACACCACACCACUGGAGAGAAUUCGGCCAUUUGUUCUCGUGGACGGACACAAAACAAGUCUUAGUAAAGCCUUGCAGAAUGGUCACCCAGACAAGCUACAAUGCGGUCUUCAAAUCGGAGGCAGCAUCUAUCUUUUGGACCUAGAGAAAAACUAUGAUCUCCUGCCCAAGCCCCCCAAUGUGUUCUACUAUCUACCUAAUGGUACUGGAGUUUCUUUAAAGGAGAGCCCGGUGACUCACUGUUACUACCAUGGCUCAGUGAGGGGCUUCCCGCAGUCCAGGGUGGCUCUCAGUACCUGUUCUGGACUCAGGGGCAUGGUGGCCAUCAACUCCACCCUUAGCUUCGAGCUGCUCCCUGAGGAGGACUAUGAGAACCAGGAGAGGGCAGAGGAGAGCGGAGUGGCUGAGGAGGAGGGGAUUCACCUGCUCUUCUCCACUAGGCCUCUAGAGAGGGCCAGUGCUGGUGGCUGUGGGGUGUCCCACACAGAUGUACCCCUCAUCCCCGUCCCACCACAAGUAUCACACAGAAGUAAAAGGGACAUUCUCUCAGAGACCAAGUACAUAGAGCUGGUGCUUGUAGCUGACCACAAAGAGUACCUUAACUACCAGAAAAACAACAAGACCAUCAUCUAUCGAAUGCUGGAUGUGGCCAACCAAGUAGACUGGUUCUACCGGCCACUGAGUGUGCGGGUGGCUUUGACGGGGCUCGAAAUCUGGAGUGAUCAGGAUAAGAUUCAGGUGGACAAGAGUCCCACAGACACCCUCAACCGCUUUCUGGAAUGGCGAACCAGAGAGUUGCUGCCCCGUCUGCGCCAUGACAACGCUCAGCUUGUCAUGGGGGACUCUUUUGAUGGAACCACGGUGGGAAUGGCAUCUCAGUCUUCAAUGUGCUCUAAGGAUCGGUCAGGAGGGGUCAAUGUGGAUCACCUGGUCAGCGUACUGGGAGUGGCCUCCACUGUUGCCCACGAGUUGGGACAUAACCUUGGCAUGAGUCACGACACAGCGGACCGGCGCUGCCAGUGUCAGAACGAACCACGCCUGGGAGGCUGCAUCAUGGAGCCGUCCACAGGGUUCAUGCCCGGCCAGCUGUUCAGCAGCUGCAGUGCCAGAGACCUGUCCCUCAGCCUCCUCCACGGUGGGGGGAUGUGCCUGUUCAACGUGCCCCAGCCUGAGAAGCUGCUGGGCGGGCCACGCUGUGGAAACCUGUAUGUGGAGAAGGGAGAGCAGUGUGACUGUGGCCUGCUGGACGAGUGUGAUGAUCCGUGCUGUAAUGCCUCUACGUGUCAGCUGGUUCCCGGGGCCCAGUGCUCCUCAGAUGGCAUCUGUUGUGACAACUGCCAGCUGCGUUCAGGAGGAUGGGUGUGUCGGGAGCCCUUGGGGGAGUGUGACCUCCCAGAGCACUGCACUGGUAUCUCCCCCUACUGCCCCCCAAAUGUCUUCCUUCAGAAUGGCCAGCCGUGUGAAGACGGCUCCUCCUACUGCUACAGUGGGGUGUGUGUCAGCCUCGACACUCAGUGCCAGAUGCUGUGGGGAGCAAAUUCCACCAAGGCUCCGCCUGUCUGCUUUUCCUCCGUCAACAAACAGGGCAACAAAUUUGGCAACUGUGGCCAGAUGCCCAACGGAACCUACAUCCCCUGCACUAGCAUAGACGUGCAUUGUGGGAGGAUCCAGUGCCAGGGAGGCAACGACCGCCCGUUGAUAGGCACCAGCGCUGAGAUUCUGACGACCAAAGUCAAAUUCAACUACAGCGACUUCGUCUGCCGGGGGACCUACUUUGACCUCGGCGACGACGUCUCCGACCCUUCCAUGGUGACCCAGGGCACGGCGUGCGGACCUGGCAAAGCCUGCUGGAACCAGCGCUGUCAGGACGUGUCCGUGUUUGGGGUUGACGAGUGUCAGGACAAGUGUUCCGGACACGGGGUGUGCAACAGCAACAAGAACUGCCACUGUGACGAGGGAUGGGCUCCCCCGGACUGCAGAUACGCGGGCCAUGGAGGAAGUGUGGACAGUGGCCCCGCCAGAGCACCCAGAGGAUUGGAUCCAUCCCGUGUGGCCUUGCUGGUUAUCUUCCUCUUCGUCCUGCCAGUGGUGCUCCUCUUCCUCGCUCUGCGUUUCCCCCACUGUUGUCGUAGACUGCUUUGCCUGGGUAGUGGCAGCCCCUUCCACAAGAGCACUGGACGCCAACAGAGCCGGACCCCGGCAACGGAGCGAGUUGAUUCUCGUAAUGAGGACCAGGUCCAGCCUUUGAGGUACCACUGGAGCCGCCAGAGUGACAUCCAAAUGACCCCUUCACUGCCUACCAACAAGGUUAAGGACAGACCUGCUCCACCUACUAAGCCACUCCCUCCUGACCCUGUCUUAAAACAAGCCCAGUUGCCCAAGAAAUAUCCAGCCCCCACCAAGCCCCUGCCCCCCAGCCCCCCUAACAACCAGGCACCGUUAGAGGUUGCUGAUAGUGACAAGCCUGCGUUGGGUCGGCCGGCUCCUCCCACCAAGCCUCUACCCCCUGACCCUGUGCUAACAGGCAGCCAGGCCCCUGUACCACCCAUGAAACCACCCGCCCCAAAGAAACCUCUGCCUGUGGACCCCCUGUCACAUCCCACUGCCUCUGGCUACAGCACACCGCUGCGACAUGGAGCUCCUAGAACCCCCACCCCCCGCGCUGCCUGUUCUGUAACAGCAGUACCUGCCAGAUGUGCCCCCCCACCUCCACAUCGGACAACGCAACUCCGAAAGUUCAACUCAACGCCUCCGGUUUAACUGCCUAAGAUCAACUAAACCACUGGAAUUCUGGGAUUCUCUUCAACUGCGUCUGACUGCACGAAUUGCGAUGGUUGGAAUGGUUUUGAUCAUGGAGACUCCUUAGAGGCCGUCACAGAGCCUGGAAGCUCCCAAUCCAGUGCUGCAUUUUACACUCCCUGCCACUCUAAAAUAUUUCCCUGGUGUGUCUUUCUCCGGGGAGACUAAGGGAAGCCUUGGUCGGUUACCUGCUCCGUUGGAACAAGGGCUGCACCAGAACAUAGAAGGUCUGGAAUGUUCACAGACGUUAUCGGUUGACUGUUGACUUGGAUUGAUUUAAAAAAUGAACAACAUGACAACUGCAUAUCAUUCAACAGUAUCUGGCAAAUACAAAAAGUGGAUUUUUACUCGAGAGAUAAUCAUCUCAAUAGACAUUAAAGGCAGAUUAAUGUUUUUUUGCUUUUGCACAUAUGAAUUUGCCCUAUGAUAAUUCAGAACAGCUUAUUACUCCCAGACUGACUGGACAACAAUUUUGCACCAGUUUGUAAUGUUUUAUUUAAGUUAUUGAGCUAAUGCAGGCCUCAGGAAACAGGUCCUGACCUCCCCCAAGCAUAUCCACACUUUCAUUCGAUGCAAUUAUUCAUUUUAACUCCAUCACAGCUGUGUCAUUGAGGGGGAGAACCUUUUAUGUACAUCUGCCUAUUCAUCUGUCUGAUUAACACUACAGACUCUUAAUGUCUCUGAACGUAUUGACGUCCAACUUUAGGCAUUCUCGAUUGUCUCGGAAUGUGUUGAUUCAAAAUGUAACUGUUGAGUCCCUUGUACCUUGGUUAACAGUUGUGCCAUAGCAGUGUUGGCUCAUAUGAGUGAAGAGCAGUCUUAGAUGAGGAGCUCUUUUUUUAAAUGCAUUUGCAUACACUGUCUGGUUUGCAAGUGUGGCGGAAAUAAGCUGUGGUAUUCACUUCUUAAACCCAAUUACUGGAAAAGCCAACCAACUGAAUGUAAGAGAAAUACUAUUGGUUCAUACUUGGAGUCACACAAACCAUAAUAUGAGCAUAACAAGUCCUUAAAUGUUGUGUUACCAAUACAGGGGCUAUGUAUACAGACACUAUGUAGUUUUUGCCUGUGUUAUGAACAUUUCCCCUUGGAAUACAGUCAUUUGAAAACUUACUUUUUUAGGCAUGGAUAUUUAAGCAGAAUUCCAACCACAUUCAUUGAUAAAGUUGACACAAUUUUACAAAUCAAAACAGAAAUGCAAUUUCCUUAUGCAGAGUACACCACUAACUUUACAUCACAUAAAAUUACAAAAAUGUGAAUUAUAUGGAACAAAACAGGUGCAAAUAAUUAGAACUUUGUUACAGAGUAACUUGGUAGGGUACAGCAUUCCAUAUAGAUUAGAAACUUGGUCCGGUUUGGUCUGAACGAUAUGGGUGUGUGGUAACUCAUCAUGCCACGAUCAAACGACCUAUCAGAUGAACAUGAGUCUGGGAAGGGUUACAAAGCAACCCCUCCCAGUACAUCAUCGAAGUACCUCAAAGUACAUCAUUCCACUGUCUGACAUCUACAAACACAGAAAAUUCCAGACCACUGACAAUAUACAUAGGACAGGUCAUCGAACCAAAUCAUUCGAUAAGCUGACUAAAAGAUGGUUGUAUUAGUCUCUAAGGACCCCAGGGGAACAUCAAGGGAAACAAAAGUUCCCUGUUACCACAAUUAAUCAAAGUGCGUGAGUCGACUGUCAGAAACUUGGCCUUCAUAGGAGGUCAGAAAGUAAGAAGCAUCGGCUCUCAAAAUGAGUAUCAAGACACAGGUGACAUUUGUCAGAUAACACCUGGGUAAACACCAAAACUACUGGAACAAUGUGCUCUGGACAGAUGAGAAAAGGGUGAAGUAG